This is a messenger RNA of Daucus carota subsp. sativus, 2364 nucleotides long. RefSeq names its product probable methyltransferase PMT2. Gene Ontology annotation, cellular component: endosome; cytoplasm; trans-Golgi network. Lineage: Eukaryota; Viridiplantae; Streptophyta; Magnoliopsida; Apiales; Apiaceae. Bases 212 to 2038 code for a protein of 608 amino acids. Gene Ontology annotation, molecular function: methyltransferase activity. The record is from RefSeq and is a predicted model, not a curated record. The transcript is spliced from 7 exons.
ACGCUAAUUUAAGUACAAGCUUCAUCAUUACAUCAUUAUCAGACAUUAACACAGAUUUUUAUCAUCACCAAAACUGUCUUAAACAGACCAACAGAGACCCCAUCUCUUUAGUUUCUCUUGGAUCAUUAUAAUCAUUUUAAUUUAAUUUUGGAAGAUGAUUAGGGAAGCAGCAUUUUCUUGAUUUGGAUCUCCAUCUAUAAAUUUGCGAAUUAUGGGGAAUAAAGGCGGAGAUCGUAGAGCAAAGGGCCAAUUGUCUUCUAUUUUGAUUGUAGCUGGAUUGUGUCUUUGUUUUUAUGUUCUUGGUAUAUGGCAAAGAAGUGGUUUCGGUAAGGGGGAUAGCAUAGCUCAAGAAAUAAUGCGAAAGGCGGAUUGCACAUCUGUUCCUCAUUUGAAUGUGGAGACUCAUCAUGGCCGUGAAACUCAGCCACUUGAUGACUUUAAAGCCAAGGAAAUCCCCCCUUGUGAUGAUCGGUUUAUUGACUACACACCUUGUCAAGAUCAAGGGCGUGCUAUGACCUUCCCUCGAGAGAAUAUGAAUUAUAGGGAGAGACAUUGCCCUCCAGAUAAUGAGAAGCUGCAUUGCCUUAUUCCAGCGCCAAAUGGAUAUGUAACUCCCUUUCUGUGGCCCAAAAGCCGUGAUUAUGUACCUUAUGCAAAUGCACCGUACAAAAGCUUGACUGUUGAAAAGGCGAUUCAGAACUGGAUUCAGUAUGAAGGCAAUGUGUUUAGGUUCCCUGGUGGCGGUACACAGUUUCCUCAGGGGGCAGAUACAUAUAUUGAUCAACUUGCUAACGUGAUCCCGAUAGACAAUGGAACUGUUAGAACUGCACUAGAUACUGGCUGUGGGGUUGCAAGUUGGGGUGCAUAUCUGUUCAAGAAAAAUGUCAUCGCCAUGUCAUUUGCACCACGAGACUCACAUGAAGCACAAGUUCAAUUUGCUUUGGAAAGAGGUGUGCCUGCAGUUAUUGGUGUUCUUGGAACCAUAAAGAUGCCUUAUCCAGCCAUGGCUUUUGACAUGGCCCAUUGUUCUCGCUGCUUAAUUCCAUGGGGAGGAAAUGGGGGGAUGUACAUGAUGGAAGUUGACAGAGUUCUUAGGCCUGGUGGCUAUUGGAUUCUUUCAGGCCCUCCCAUCAAUUGGAGGACCCACUUUACUGCAUGGUUGCGUCCCAAGGAUCAACUCGAAGAGGAACAGAGGAAGAUUGAAGAUGUUGCCAAACUUCUUUGCUGGGAAAAGAUAUCUGAGAAAGACGAUAUAGCCAUCUGGAGGAAACCAGUAAAUAGGCAAAACUGUCUUGGAAAAAAUUCUGGUGCUCCCAUGUGUAAAGACAAAAAUCCGAAUGAUGUCUGGUACAAAAAGAUGGAGGCCUGUAUAACUCCUAUUCCAGAUUCUACAGAUUCAAAUGAAGUAAAGCCAUUCCCAGAAAGACUGAAUGCAAUUCCUCCGACUAUAGCUAGAGGAGCCAUUCAAGGAGUUUCCGUGGAGUCAUUCCAGGAGGACAACAAAGAGUGGCAGAAUCAUGUGAAAGCUUAUAAAAGGUUCAAUAAGCUCAUUGACUCUGGAAGGUAUCGUAAUAUCUUGGAUAUGAAUGCUGGACUAGGAAGUUUUGCCGCUGCAAUUCAUUCUCAUAAAUUGUGGGUUAUGAAUGUGAUGCCAACAAUAGCCGAGAAAGACACUCUAGUUGCAGUAUUUGAGCGAGGCCUCAUUGGUAUAUAUCAUGACUGGUGUGAAGCCUUCUCUACAUACCCCAGAACAUACGACCUUAUUCAUGCCAACGGUCUUUUCAGCUUAUACAAAGACAAGUGUAGUACAGAAGACAUUCUCAUAGAGAUGGAUAGGAUUCUACGACCUGAAGGAGCGGUUAUAAUUCGUGACGACGUGAACGUUCUAAACAAUGUGAAAAGAAUUGCAGAUGGCAUGAGGUGGAACACGAAAAUGGCUGAUAACGAGGGAGGUCCUCUUCUCUCUGAGAAAAUAAUAUUGGCAGUUAAACGUUACUGGGUUGCUGGUGAAAACAAUACUACCACCCCAACAAAGUAAGUAAUAAAUCGGAAAUUAUUUUGCCGAUUGUUAUCAGCAGCGGGCAACACUGCUCUGUGAGAUCCACAAGAGGACUGGCUAAACAUUAACACUGAAAAGAACAUAGAUGUAGCAACUAGAGUGAAGCUAGUGCCCUUGUCUUUUCGGGCCCUUGUUCAUUGUAUAAGUUUUACUUUAAGCUAAAGGUCAUUUAUAUUUUGCUAUUUCCUUAGUUUCUGUAAUUUCUCUUCAUUUCCCUCUUCUGUAGCUCUUCAAUGAGACGCCAAGUUGUGUAAUGUAAACUUUUCUGAUGUUAACAAGAUCAAUGGACAAUGGUGCAUUCGAAU